Molecule: messenger RNA, 872 nt
Organism: Punica granatum (pomegranate)
Lineage: Eukaryota; Viridiplantae; Streptophyta; Magnoliopsida; Myrtales; Lythraceae
Source: RefSeq, a predicted model, not a curated record
AACGUGCUACUGGUAAUAUAUAAAAAGGAAGAAUUGGGAGGAGACAAACGUCAACAUGAUUGGCAUGUUCUUUAUAUCAACAAUUAAUCAUACUACAGCUUCUGGACAAUGGUGGAUCUAAGAACCGUGCUCUGUUUCUGCAGCAGAAAGAAGAAACACAACCAAGCAAGGCCUGUGAUAGCUCUGAUCAAUCCUGCACGCGCUCUGAAAUCGCAUCCUAAGCACUUUAAUGCCUCGUUGGAGCAAGGUGAAAAUGGCAGCGGUGAUAGGGUUGGGGCUGCGAGAGAUGGGGGGGUGGUCGUUUUGGCUGCUGCUGCCAUAGUUGCUGGUCAAGGCGGAGGCUUUAGCGAUGCAGGGUUCGAGGGAGGCAGGGAAGGUGAGGCUGGUGAAGGCGGCGAAGGUGGGGCUGGCGGGUGUGGUGCUGGACUUCGAAGGGCCUGCUGGUUGAUCCACUCUUUGCCCCAGCACAUUGGUUCGUUCGGUCAACAGUGGUGCAGCACCGAGAUACCCUAAUGUUCAUUGCACGAUCUUGUUCUUAUGGUAGGCUCGGACAGAAGUGACCCACCGCAAGUUACUCAGUCGAUGUGAUUACCAACCUAACAUAUUUGACAGAUUAACCAAUUGGACCCGGCAGGACAACUCACCAUCUUCGUGCAUGCAACUUAACCUACAUGAUGACUGAAUCUCGUGCUAGACACGGGGAUUCUGUGUAAAGAAUCAUACGCCGUCUUCUUGGACCCAUUCAACUGAGAUGUAUAUCUCAAUCUCUUCGACUUUUGUUCCAAUUUCUAACUGCAUAUGAUGUAGAUUCGACACGCUAAUAAAAAUGAUGGUAUAACACGCGCACGCAUCUUACUUGGCAUUUUCCGCAA